Messenger RNA from Nymphaea colorata (pocket water lily), 2162 nucleotides. Its product is annotated as probable L-cysteine desulfhydrase, chloroplastic. The transcript has 2 exons. The coding region runs from base 402 to 1748 and encodes 448 amino acids. NCBI's taxonomy places the organism in Eukaryota, Viridiplantae, Streptophyta, Magnoliopsida, Nymphaeales, Nymphaeaceae. The record is from RefSeq and is a predicted model, not a curated record.
GUCCACUGCCUAUCUCAGCUCCGAUGUAAUUCAGGCAGUGGGAAUGGAAGGAAACCCAAGAAAGAAAACAAAAUCAUGUGUACUUAGCUUUAUAAUUGGGAGAGGAAUAUUUUAGCAAUGAUGAUUGAUGAAGGUUAUUCAGGUAAAAAGUUAGGGAACGGAAACUCACAAACACGGACGCUUCUGCCGCUGCCUGCGUCUUCUCCCUCUCUUUCUUUGUUUCUGAUCAUCGGAUAACCCUGCAGUACAUCAGAAUUGAUUCUGAUUUUGUUUUGCUGCGUGCUCUGUCUACGAACCCCAAUUUCGUGGUUUCACUCUUUUUCUUCCUUGUCUGCUGCAAACCCUAGCUACUGUGCUAAAGGGGGACGGGAAACCCUACCCAUUUAUUGUGAAACUCCGACAUGGACGAAGUCCUAGAGAACGGGACGAACAACCAUCAGGUUGCGAAAAAGCCGAAGCUCUCUCACCAGAGUGACAAUCUCUCCGACCUAAUUCGGCGGGAAUUCGCGCACCACGACCCCCACGUAGCCCGCGUGAACAACGGCAGCUUCGGAAGCUGCCCGGCGUCGAUACUCGACGCCCAACGCCGGUGGCAGAAUGAAUUCCUCAGGCAGCCCGACCGCUUCUACUUCGGGCCCCUCCAGGAAGGAAUCCGCCGCUCCCGGGAGGCCAUAGCAGCCGUCGUUAAUGCAGCCCAUCCCGACGAGAUUUCCCUCAUUGACAACGCGACCACUGCGACUGCCAUCGUGCUCCAGCACCUAGCCUGGUCCUUCACCGAGGGGAAGUACCCGAAGGGCGACUCCGUUAUCAUGCUUCAUUACGCGUACGGUGCAGUCAAGAAGUCCAUCCAUGCCUAUUGUGCUCGGGCAGGCGCCACUGUUGUCGAGGUGCAGAUGCCGUUUCCGGUGAGCUCGGACGAAGAGAUUAUCCUUGAGUUCAGGAAGGCCUUAGAGAAGGGGAAGUCGGGCGGCCGUAAAGUUAGGUUGGCGGUCAUUGACCACAUCACCUCGAUGCCUACGGUUGUGAUUCCGGUGAAGGAAUUGACGAGGAUUUGCAGGGAAGAGGGCGUCGAUCGGGUCUUCAUCGAUGCUGCCCACGCGAUAGGAAACGUGGAGAUUGACCUUCAGUCGAUUGGGGCAGAUUUCUACACUAGCAAUCUGCACAAAUGGUUAUUCUGCCCGCCAUCGGUUGCCUUUUUGUACUGUAAAAGAACGGCAUCAGCUGAUGUCCACCACCCGGUGGUCUCCCAUGAGUAUGGAAACGGGUUGGCGAUCGAGAGUGCUUGGAUUGGCACCAGAGACUAUAGUUCGCAGCUUGUUGUUCCUUCGGUCUUUGAAUUCCUUGAGAACUUCGAAGGAGGGAUCGAUGGGAUUCGCAAACGAAACCAUGCAAAUGUUCUUGAGAUGGGGAAGAUGUUGGCGAAGGCAUGGGGGACGCAACUCGGUGCGCCUCCAGAGAUGAGCUGCAGUAUGAUAAUGGUAGGUUUGCCAUCCAGUUUGAAGAUUCAGAGUAACCAGGACGCUAUAAAAUUGAGAACCCAUUUAAGAGUGACUUUCGGUGUAGAGGUUCCAAUUCACUAUGCUUUCCCGAAAGAUUUAGAAGGCCGAGAUACAGAGAAUUGUACCAGUGGGUAUGCUAGGAUUUCGCAUCAAAUUUAUAAUACCGUUGAUGACUAUUACAAGUUGAGAGAUGCCAUUAAGAAGCUCGUUGAAGAUUCAAUAACUUGCGAGAAGCUUGCGGCUAAUUGAGGCUGAUGGUAGAAUGCAGAGAUCCAAGAGUGCCGUGACGAGGUUGGUCUGCCCCAAAGCAGAGAUGUUUGUGAACCACCAGCAUUUCUUAAUUCUGCCUCGAAGGGUCUCUCCGUAACUUGGUGGAGAAACCACCAAGAGAUCAACUGCACCGAGGUUUAGGGCUCCUACAGCAAGUAGUUUCUAUAAUGACAUAAAUUAGAACAUUUUGACAGGCAGGUGAACGCCCAGCACGCCGGGCUACUAGUAGCCUCCAUGGGCUUUAAGUAGAAUAACCAGCCUCAAAUGAAGAUGUUCUAAGGCUUAGUUUUCUGUACAAAGUGUCAAAAGCAACUCUUUCAUUCCAUAGGGCUUGUAGAACAAUCGUUCUACUCUUCACAUUUGCUGAAGAUUUUGAAGCGCAUGCAGUUAACC